CGACGCCAUCGCCAACCUGUUCGCUGUCUGCGCCGCUGCCGAGGACGUGGAGAAGGUUCGGGCCUGCUUCGAAAGCGCGCUUGCAGCCAUGGAGAUGAAAGCUGGCGUCGAGACAACCUCGUGCAUAGAUUCCCUGGGGUCGAUGCUGCAGUCCGCCGUGGACGAGUCGCACGGCAUGCUGGAUAUCCAGAAGGAGUUCGAGCUAGUGAACGUCGCAGUGGAAGCGUCUCGGCUGAAGGGCACGUUCGACCUGGACGAGCUCCUGAAGAGGUUCCCGAGCCUUGUCGCCCUUUGCGGGUCGGCCUCGACCCCCCUGGCGACCGCGAAGCAGAAGAUGCAGACCAUCAGCGACGCCAUGGCCUGCCUCCGGACCUUGCUCAGGACGCUCGCGAACAAACCUGGCGAUGAAUCUCUCGGAGGCGACGAGCACCAGAAGCACAUGUCGAGCGUACUGGCUCGCCUCAGCAGCGUGCACAACAAGAAGUUCGGCGUCGUCAGCCACGGGAAGAUAGCCUACGACCAGAAGGUUGAGCAUAUCAAAGUACUGAUCUCCGACACCGCGGCAAACGUCAUAUCUCUGAAGGGCGCCAACCAGGAGGACACGAAGAAGCUCACCAAGCUCAUCGACAAAAACAUCGAGGCGUACCAGACGCAGGACUUGGCCAUCCAGCAGCUGGCGAUCUACUCGGACACGAAGGACCACGACGCAGCAUGCUUCAAAACGUUGGCCGAUGUUAUAUUUCCUUUCUUCAAGUUCUCGCCAAGAGCAAUCGUGCUUUGCAAAGGCUUACCUACGGACUUCAAGCCAGACAUGAAGAUGGUCUCUCGCGUGAAGGCGAUGCUGAACACGGACGUGGUGAAACCGAAGUUGGCGUGGUUCGCUGGCGGCGACAAGGCAGACGAACUCAUGGACGUGGUAAAACUCAUCUGGCCCACGCUGGACGAGCCCGCCACGAGGCACGUGGAGAGCUUGAGAAACAAGCUGGUCCUCCUCCAGGGUAAGGUGAACAACGCGCUGGCAGGUGCCGACGUCGUGGCAGACAACAAGAAGUUCCACGAUUUCUACGACAUGGCGAAGAUGGGCUCACUCAAGACGCUGCGCGGCCAGCUGAAGGCAGCGUUGGCUUCGCACGCGGAGGCAGGCUGCGACGACGUUGAGGGCUUGACCAAGACAGCGGACACAACUUUGACUGAGGCCAGGUCGCAGACGAUCAAGUGGGGCCUCGUCGUGUUCCUCCACAACCCAGAGAUCAGGUCCCUUGCGUCCCGCGGCGUGACCCUCCGGAGGGACCUCAGCAACACCUGGAACCUCAACAAGGGCACCGAGGGCAUGCAGGCGUACAUCGGCCAGGGGAUGGUCAAGGACAUCAAUGAG
This is a messenger RNA of Prorocentrum cordatum, 1375 nucleotides long. Lineage: Eukaryota; Dinophyceae; Prorocentrales; Prorocentraceae. The record is from the annotation of a GenBank genome assembly.